Messenger RNA from Gorilla gorilla gorilla (western lowland gorilla), 3312 nucleotides. It is a transcript of the gene ADAM17, whose product is annotated as ADAM metallopeptidase domain 17. Gene Ontology annotation, biological process: membrane protein ectodomain proteolysis; Notch signaling pathway. Gene Ontology annotation, molecular function: metalloendopeptidase activity. Gene Ontology annotation, cellular component: plasma membrane. The transcript has 19 exons. Bases 332 to 2806 code for a protein of 824 amino acids. The record is from RefSeq and is a predicted model, not a curated record. Lineage: Eukaryota; Metazoa; Chordata; Mammalia; Primates; Hominidae.
GGCAGCCGACCAGAGGCCCGCGGCGCACCGGCGUGGGGCGGGGCAAGCGGAGCCUCCCGGGAUGCCGCGCGGCAGCCGGCUUCCGGCUGUGGGUGGUGCGGGGGACAGCGGCGGCCGGAAGCUGGCUGAGCCGGCCUUUGGUAACGCCACCUGCACUUCCGGGGGCGUCGAGCCUGGCGGUAGAAUCUUCCCAGUAGGCGGCGCGGGAGGGAAAAGAGGUUUGAGGGGCUAGGCCGGGCGGAUCCCGUCCUCCCCCGAUGUGAGCAGUUUUCCGAAACCCCGUCAGGCGAAGGCUGCCCAGGGAGGUGGAGCCGGUAGCGGGGCCGGGAACAUGAGGCAGUCUCUCCUAUUCCUGACCAGCGUGGUUCCUUUCGUGCUGGCGCCGCGACCUCCGGAUGACCCGGGCUUCGGCCCCCACCAGAGACUCGAGAAGCUUGAUUCUUUGCUCUCAGACUACGAUAUUCUCUCUUUAUCUAAUAUCCAGCAGCAUUCGGUAAGAAAAAGAGAUCUACAGACUUCAACACAUGUAGAAACACUACUAACUUUUUCAGCUUUGAAAAGGCAUUUUAAAUUAUACCUGACAUCAAGUACUGAACGUUUUUCACAAAAUUUCAAGGUCGUGGUGGUGGAUGGUAAAAAUGAAAGCGAGUACACUGUAAAAUGGCAGGACUUCUUCACUGGACACGUGGUUGGUGAGCCUGACUCUAGGGUUCUAGCCCACGUAAGAGAUGAUGAUGUUAUAAUCAGAAUCAACACAGAUGGGGCCGAAUAUAACAUAGAGCCACUUUGGAGAUUUGUUAAUGAUACCAAAGACAAAAGAAUGUUAGUUUAUAAAUCUGAAGAUAUCAAGAAUGUUUCACGCUUGCAGUCUCCAAAAGUGUGUGGUUAUUUAAAAGUGGAUAAUGAAGAGUUGCUCCCAAAAGGGUUAGUAGACAGAGAACCACCGGAAGAGCUUGUUCAUCGAGUGAAAAGAAGAGCUGACCCAGAUCCCAUGAAGAACACGUGUAAAUUAUUGGUGGUAGCAGAUCAUCGCUUCUACAGAUACAUGGGCAGAGGGGAAGAGAGUACAACUACAAAUUACUUAAUAGAGCUAAUUGACAGAGUUGAUGACAUCUAUCGGAACACUUCAUGGGAUAAUGCGGGUUUUAAAGGCUAUGGAAUACAGAUAGAGCAGAUUCGCAUUCUCAAGUCUCCACAAGAGGUAAAACCUGGUGAAAAGCACUACAACAUGGCAAAAAGUUACCCAAAUGAAGAAAAGGAUGCUUGGGAUGUGAAGAUGUUGCUAGAGCAAUUUAGCUUUGAUAUAGCUGAGGAAGCAUCUAAAGUUUGCUUGGCACACCUUUUCACAUACCAAGAUUUUGAUAUGGGAACUCUUGGAUUAGCUUAUGUUGGCUCUCCCAGAGCAAACAGCCAUGGAGGUGUUUGUCCAAAGGCUUAUUAUAGCCCAGUUGGGAAGAAAAAUAUCUAUUUGAAUAGUGGUUUGACGAGCACAAAGAAUUAUGGUAAAACCAUCCUUACAAAGGAAGCUGACCUGGUUACAACUCAUGAAUUGGGACAUAAUUUUGGAGCAGAACAUGAUCCGGAUGGUCUAGCAGAAUGUGCCCCGAAUGAGGACCAGGGAGGGAAAUAUGUCAUGUAUCCCAUAGCUGUGAGUGGCGAUCACGAGAACAAUAAGAUGUUUUCAAACUGCAGUAAACAAUCAAUCUAUAAGACCAUUGAAAGUAAGGCCCAGGAGUGUUUUCAAGAACGCAGCAAUAAAGUUUGUGGGAACUCGAGGGUGGAUGAAGGAGAAGAGUGCGAUCCUGGCAUCAUGUAUCUGAACAACGACACCUGCUGCAACAGCGACUGCACGUUGAAGGAAGGUGUCCAGUGCAGUGAUAGGAACAGUCCUUGCUGUAAAAACUGUCAGUUUGAGACUGCCCAGAAGAAGUGCCAGGAGGCGAUUAAUGCUACUUGCAAAGGCGUGUCCUACUGCACAGGUAAUAGCAGUGAGUGCCCGCCUCCGGGAAAUGCUGAAGAUGACACUGUUUGCUUGGAUCUUGGCAAGUGUAAGGAUGGGAAAUGCAUCCCUUUCUGCGAGAGGGAACAGCAGCUGGAGUCCUGUGCGUGUAAUGAAACUGACAACUCCUGCAAGGUGUGCUGCAGGGACCUUUCCGGCCGCUGUGUGCCCUACGUCGAUGCUGAACAAAAGAACUUAUUUUUGAGGAAAGGAAAGCCCUGUACAGUAGGAUUUUGUGACAUGAAUGGCAAAUGUGAGAAACGAGUACAGGAUGUAAUUGAACGAUUUUGGGAUUUCAUUGACCAGCUGAGCAUCAAUACUUUUGGAAAGUUUUUAGCAGACAACAUCGUUGGGUCUGUCCUGGUUUUCUCCUUGAUAUUUUGGAUUCCUUUCAGCAUUCUUGUCCAUUGUGUGGAUAAGAAAUUGGAUAAACAGUAUGAAUCUCUGUCUCUGUUUCACCCCAGUAAUGUCGAAAUGCUGAGCAGCAUGGAUUCUGCAUCGGUUCGCAUUAUCAAACCCUUUCCUGCGCCCCAGACUCCAGGCCGCCUGCAGCCUGCCCCUGUGAUCCCUUCGGCGCCAGCAGCUCCGAAACUGGACCACCAGAGAAUGGACACCAUCCAGGAAGACCCCAGCACAGACUCACAUAUGGACGAGGAUGGGUUUGAGAAGGACCCCUUCCCAAAUAGCAGCACAGCCGCCAAGUCAUUUGAGGAUCUCACGGACCAUCCGGUCACCAGAAGUGAAAAGGCUGCCUCCUUUAAACUGCAGCGUCAGAAUCGUGUUGACAGCAAAGAAACAGAGUGCUAAUUUAGUUCUCAGCUCUUCUGACUUAAGUGUGCAAAAUAUUUUUAUAGAUUUGACCUACAAUCACAGCUUAUAUUUUGUGAAGACUGGGAAGUGACUUAGCAGAUGCUGGUCAUGUGUUUGAACAUCCUGCAGGUAAACAGUUCUUGUGUGGUUUGGCCCUUCUCCUUUUGAAAAGGUAAGGUGAAGGUGAAUCUAGCUUAUUUCUAGCUUAUUUUGAGGCUUUCAGGUUUUAGUUUUUUAAAUAUCUUUUGACCUGUGGUGCAAAAGCAGAAAAUACAGCUGGAUUGGGUUAUGAAUAUUUACAUUUUUGUAAAUUAAUCUUUUAUAUUGAUAACAGCACUGACUAGGGAAAUGAUCAGUUUUUUUUUUAUACACUGUAAUGAACCGCUGAAUAUGAGGCAUUUGGCAUUUAUUUGUGACGACAACUGGAAUAGUUUUGUUUUGUUUUUUUUUUUGCCUUCAACUAAAAACAAAGGAGAUAAAUCUAGUUAUACAUUGUCUCUAAA